AUGAAAUUCUCAAUUGCCGUACUGUCAUCAAUCAUUGCUGUAUGCUCAGUCACGAUUGCCAAUCCAGUUGAUCCCAGUUCUACCAUGAGUUCUGCAACUAGCACUCCAACAGCCUCUACAAGCGCAACUUCAACUGGUGGACCCACUUCUUCAGUUUUUAGCUCAAACAACGCUGGCUGUGAUUCAUUUGAUCAGGAAGGAAUCGAUCUGAUCAAAGCAUAUGCAAACAUUAAAAUGGUGCUCGACAAUGAACAUAAAAAAUACAGCCAAAAAGAAUCCGAUAUUGAAGAAUAUACAAAGCUGAUUAAUAAGAAAAUGAAAAAACUCGAACUCCUGGAACAAAAAGCUCAAGAAAGCAAUGGCGCUGUAGAUUAUACUGCAAAGAUUUCUCAAGUUAAAUAUCAAAUUAGAGCUUACCGUGCAAUUCUUAAAGCAAUCAAAGAUGAGUUGAUGAAAUUAUAUCAUGAGUAUCUUGAAUGGAAUAAGGGAUGGCGUAAACUACGAAUGGCGGUUUAUGAUUACCUCGAAAAACAUGAUUCGACUGGAGAAAUGGCUGGUGAUACCCCACUCCUGAAAUCAAUUCCCGAAUUUAUGCAAUGCUUUGUUAAAUUCUACAGCGGCUCACCAGAUUUAUUUCAGCAAUCUGAGCAUGGUGCAGUUGCUCAAGAUUCUGGUGCUGAACAACAAACUCUUCAACCAUAG
This is a messenger RNA of Batrachochytrium dendrobatidis JAM81, 702 nucleotides long. RefSeq lists its product as uncharacterized. The coding region runs from base 1 to 702 and encodes 233 amino acids. The record is from RefSeq and is a predicted model, not a curated record. NCBI's taxonomy places the organism in Eukaryota, Fungi, Chytridiomycota, Chytridiomycetes, Rhizophydiales. The transcript has a single exon.